Lotus japonicus is the source of this 1391-nucleotide messenger RNA. Its product is annotated as putative pectate lyase 2. The record is from RefSeq and is a predicted model, not a curated record. Lineage: Eukaryota; Viridiplantae; Streptophyta; Magnoliopsida; Fabales; Fabaceae. The transcript has 4 exons. The coding region runs from base 23 to 1216 and encodes 397 amino acids. Gene Ontology annotation, molecular function: pectate lyase activity.
AGCUUUCUCAAACUCACUACCAAUGGCCACUUCAACCACUCUCCUAGUACUACUCCUCUCAUGGUUUCUACCAACACUGAAUGCACAUUCAGAAAAGGUACAUGACCCUCUAUCUGAUAAUUAUAUUCCAAGCUACAUCCCCAAGAGUCAAGAAAAUCAAAAUGUGGUCAUGAACACAAUAGACUCUUGUUGGCGAGCCAAAUCAAAUUGGGCUUCAAACCGAAAAUCAUUAGCAGAUUGUGCAAUUGGUUUUGGCAAAGAUGCUAUUGGAGGCAAAUUUGGAGAAAUAUAUGAAGUAACUGACCCCUCUGAUGACCCUGUGAGCCCAAAACCAGGCACACUUCGUUAUGGUGUGGUCCAAACAGAGCCUCUCUGGAUAAUUUUUUCCAAGGACAUGGUUAUCAAGCUCAAGAAUGAGCUCAUUGUGAAUAGCUACAAGACCAUUGAUGGGAGAGGUGCCAAGGUGGAGAUUGCAAAUGGCCCUUGCAUUACAAUACAAGGUGUGAGCCAUGUCAUUGUUCAUGGAAUUAGCAUUCAUGAUUGUAAACCUGGUGAGGCAGCCAUGGUUAUGAGCAAUGUUGACCAUGUUGGGCACCGUGAAGGCUCUGAUGGAGAUGCCAUUACUAUAUUUGCUUCCUCUAAUGUCUGGAUUGAUCAUUGCUUCUUUGCUCGUUGCGCUGAUGGUCUCACCGAUGUUACUCAUGCCUCAACUGCUGUCACGAUCUCAAACAAUUACUUCACCCAGCACGACAAAGUGAUGCUGCUGGGACAUAAUGAUGAAUACAGUGCAGAUAGAAUAAUGAGGGUAACGGUAGCUUUCAACCGUUUUGGCAGUGGCCUAAUUGAAAGAAUGCCACGGGUAAGAUUUGGUUAUGCUCAUGUAGUCAACAACCGGUAUGAUGAGUGGCUUAUGUAUGCUAUUGGUGGCAGUGCUGACCCUACCAUUUUCAGUGAAGGGAACUACUUUAUAGCUUCAAAUGAUUCUGCUGCAAAACAGGUUACCAAGAGGGAAACUAGUGGAAAAUGGAAUAAUUGGAAAUGGAGGAGUUCCAAGGAUGAAUUCAUAAAUGGAGCUUAUUUUGUGCCAUCUGGGUAUGGAAGUUGUACCCCAAUGUAUUCAUCUGCUCAAAAAUUUAAUGCGGCCCAGCCAUCCAUGGUGCCUCUAUUAACUCUCAAUGCAGGACCACUGGAUUGUAAUGUUAACAAAGCAUGCUAAUUUCUACCUGUUUUCUUAACUUUUUUUCCUUUUUUUUUUUUGUGAUUUUGUAUUCUGAGAGCCCCCAAUUUGGCAUUUUUAUCUGAAGACAUGGAUGUAUACAGUAUACUCUACCCAUUUUCACAGUCAUUUUUAUAUCAAUUGGAAGAAAGCUAGAAUAUGUUUUCAUUAGUUA